CACCAGUGUUGUGUUGGUGACCGCGACCGUGCACUGGUGGGCUCUGGGCACUGCUCACGUGGGAGUGCUGCUCAUUCAUACCGAGACUCAACUUUUCUUGAAGGUUCAUUAGCAAACAUAAUUAGGAAAUAACUGAUGUGUUUUAAGGCUUCUGAAGCAUGCGCGACAGGAAGGAGCCGUGAUUGCGCGUGACACUUAACGUCGAGAAGGAAAGUGCCACACAUCGCGGUGCCGAGAAGGGAUGGAAGGCCGUCCCAGGAGGACCGGCAAGUCAGCACUUAAAGGAUCAGGCGGGUCAAGCAGGAGACAUUGUGGCAGAGGGCGUGACCUGAUGUCUCCUAUGUGCGGCGCCGCGACACAGGCGGAGAGUGGCGAGGCGGUGGGGACAGCCACAUCCAAGAACGCUCUAAGGGAGAGGACCCGUGUGGAGAGUCUACGUAGAGCUUACAUGGAACUACAAGCAGCCAUCCCCUCUGUCCCACCCAACACCAAACUAUCCAAGCUGGACGUGCUGGUGCUGGCUACCACCUACAUCUCCCACUUGUCACAAAUGCUGCAGGAGGACGACUUGCGUACCACCCAUGAUACCAACAAUAACACUACAGCUGCUGCAGCCGGAGUGAAAACAGCAGGCGUGGAGCAACGUGCCCAAUACCCGAAGAUGGAGUCUAUCGCCAGGGGUUCGCAGAAGGGUCUCUUACAUCCUGUCAAGAAGUGGCCGAUGCGCGCACGGCUGUACCCUGGCGUAGCGGUGAGCGAGGCUGCCAUGCUGCUGGGGGAACAGCCCUCUGGCCUGAGACACCUGCGCUCCAGACUAAACCCUCCGCCAGCCACCUCCUCUCCUUACCCACUGGCGGCACAUGUAGGGAGUCCCACGCUUCAGCACGCCCACGCUGCUGAAAACGGUUCCUGUAACUCAGUAGGGAUGCCCUCAGAAAACGGCAUAACAGCUCACCUGAGUGACGCAGCGACCUUCCUGAACGGCGCACUGCCCGGAGCCCACACGUGCCUCCCGCCGCCCUACGCCGCCCACUACCUCGGCACAUGGGAGUCAGAGGGAGGGUGGGGGCCGGAUGUUACUUGUGAUUUGCCCGCCUGCCCCCAGCCACUGGCCACCUACACUGGCUGCUGGUCCUCCUGGCAAGACUGAGGCGCCCUCGUCUUAUCCAUGAUGUGUAUAAUGUAACUGAACAUCCUUUUGAAGUUACUUUGUAUUAUUGUAAGUAAACAAAUCUUGCUUGUAAAACUGAGAACUGUUGCGAUAAAGAUAAGACACAAUUGCCAUGUAAAUACAUAAGGGAAUACACAGAAAUGCACAAUUUACACGACUAAGUAUCGAAGCGGUUUUCCGAGAGUAAAUAAAGAGGUAAAGACUG
This is a messenger RNA of Scylla paramamosain (green mud crab), 1376 nucleotides long. RefSeq lists its product as uncharacterized. Gene Ontology annotation, biological process: regulation of transcription by RNA polymerase II; developmental process. The coding region runs from base 242 to 1150 and encodes 302 amino acids. NCBI's taxonomy places the organism in Eukaryota, Metazoa, Arthropoda, Malacostraca, Decapoda, Portunidae. The record is from RefSeq and is a predicted model, not a curated record. Gene Ontology annotation, molecular function: RNA polymerase II transcription regulatory region sequence-specific DNA binding; protein dimerization activity; DNA-binding transcription factor activity, RNA polymerase II-specific. The transcript is spliced from 5 exons.